Varanus komodoensis (Komodo dragon) is the source of this 954-nucleotide messenger RNA. RefSeq names its product short stature homeobox 2 (gene SHOX2). Gene Ontology annotation, biological process: regulation of transcription by RNA polymerase II. Gene Ontology annotation, cellular component: nucleus. Bases 1 to 954 code for a protein of 317 amino acids. The record is from RefSeq and is a predicted model, not a curated record. Gene Ontology annotation, molecular function: sequence-specific double-stranded DNA binding; DNA-binding transcription factor activity, RNA polymerase II-specific. The transcript has 5 exons. Lineage: Eukaryota; Metazoa; Chordata; Lepidosauria; Squamata; Varanidae.
AUGGAAGAACUUACCGCUUUUGUUUCCAAGUCGUUUGAUCAGAAAGUGAAAGAGAAAAAGGAGCUCAUCACGUACAGGGAGGUGCUGGAGAGCGGACCUGUCAGGGCGGCCAAGGAGUCCGGGAGCUCCAGCGAGCCCGGGCGGGAGGAGAGCAACAGCCCGGCGGCCCGGGGGCCUGGAGGCGGCGGCGGCGGCGGAGGCGGCGGCGGAGGCGGCGGCGGCGGCGGCCGAUCGCCGGUCCGAGAGCUGGCCAUGGGCGCCGUGGACAGGACCAGGGACGCGGGCACCCCCAAACUCAGCGAAGUUUCCCCAGACCUGAAAGAGCGCAAAGAAGAUGCCAAAGUGAUGGAAGACGAAGGGCAGACGAAGAUCAAGCAGCGGAGGAGCCGCACCAACUUCACGCUGGAGCAGCUGAACGAGCUGGAGCGCCUCUUCGACGAGACCCACUACCCGGACGCGUUCAUGAGGGAAGAGCUCAGCCAGCGGCUGGGGCUGUCCGAGGCCCGGGUGCAGGUAUGGUUUCAGAACAGAAGAGCUAAAUGUAGAAAGCAAGAAAAUCAGCUGCAUAAAGGGGUCCUUAUAGGAGCAGCCAGCCAAUUCGAAGCAUGCAGAGUUGCUCCCUAUGUGAAUGUUGGUGCUUUGCGGAUGCCUUUCCAGCAGGAUAGUCAUUGCAACGUGACGCCCUUGUCCUUUCAGGUGCAGGCGCAGCUGCAGCUGGACAGCGCCGUGGCGCACGCGCACCACCACCUCCACCCGCACCUGGCCGCGCACGCGCCCUACAUGAUGUUCCCGGCGCCGCCCUUCGGCCUGCCCUUGGCCACGCUGGCCGCGGAGUCAGCCUCGGCCGCCUCGGUGGUGGCCGCGGCCGCGGCGGCCAAGACCACCAGCAAGAACUCCAGCAUCGCCGACCUCAGACUCAAAGCCAAAAAGCACGCGGCGGCCCUGGGCCUGUGA